GCUGCGCACCUUUGCCUCUGCACUUUGGCCCCACAAAAGACUCGAGCGAGACAAAACCAAUCAUACAAGCCGAGCGCCGGGGAGACGCCGGAGCAAGACGAAGCCGGCGGCCAUGGGGACCCAGACAUCGGAGGCGGAGAAGGAGAUGAGGGCGUGGUGCGUCGCGCUCCCCAAGGUGGAGCUCCACGCCCACCUCAAUGGCUCCGUCCGCAACUCCACCCUCCUAGAACUUGCAAAAGAACUAGGAGACAAAGGAGUGAUCGUCUAUGAAGAUGUUAAGGAUGUAAUCAUGAAGAAUGACAGAUCUCUUCCAGAGUGCUUUAGGCUCUUUGAUUUGUUCCAUAUACUCACGACUGACCAUGAUACGGUGACAAGGAUCGCCAAGGAGGUUGUAGGAGAUUUUGCUGCCGAGAAUGUUGUGUAUUUGGAAAUAAGGACGACACCUAAGAAUAAUGAAGCCAAGGGGAUGACCAAGCGAUCCUACAUGAAUGCUGUUGUUAAAGGUCUUAAGUCUGUUGAAGACGUUGAUGUUGUUCUAAACGAUGAAAAAAUAAGUUGUGCACCAAUGAGUGAUUUUGGUGGCGACACCAAGAGAAAGAAGAUAUAUGUUAGGCUCCUUCUGAGUAUUGACCGUCGUGAGACAACUUCUGCUGCAUUGGAUACUGUUAAUUUAGCCUUGGAACUGAAGGACGAGGGUGUAAUUGGCAUUGAUCUCUCUGGCAAUCCAGUUGUAGGGGAAUGGGAGACAUACCUGCCUGCUCUAGAACGUGCUAAAGAGCUGGGAAUCCCCACCACAAUUCACUGUGGCGAGGUACCAAACAGGAAGGAGAUCCAAGCAAUGCUGGACUUCUGCCCUCAAAGGCUAGGUCAUGUCUGCUGCCUUGACGACGAAGAGUGGAAGAAGCUCAAGUCAUCAAUGAUCCCGGUGGAGAUAUGUUUAACCUCCAAUGUUAUGACCGGAGGCACCCCUUCUCUAGAGCUUCAUCACUUUGCUGACCUCUACAACGCGAAACACCCUCUGUCGAUAUGCACCGACGAUUCUGGCCUGUUUUCGACGAGCCUCUCAAACGAGUACUACCUCGUCGCGUCUACCUUUGGUCUUAGCAAGGCCGAGCUGUUUCGGCUGGCCCAGAGCGCUGUAGAGUUCGUGUUCGCCGACGACGAGGUGAAGAAGUCGCUUAGGGCGGCGUUUGAGCAUGCGGCGGCGUAGAGGCUCACGAGUUAGGCCCCCAUCGCCCAUAGGCCUUGCUCUCCAGUGUACUAGUAUGUCACUAUGUGUGUUCCCGAGUAGAUCAGGAGGAAAUGAAUAAUAGAACUCUUAGGUGUGUUUGACAGCAUUCCCAAAUUAGAGCAUCUCUAGUAGUACCCUCAAA
Messenger RNA from Hordeum vulgare subsp. vulgare (domesticated barley), 1373 nucleotides. RefSeq names its product N6-mAMP deaminase. Lineage: Eukaryota; Viridiplantae; Streptophyta; Magnoliopsida; Poales; Poaceae. Bases 113 to 1210 code for a protein of 365 amino acids. The transcript has 11 exons. The record is from RefSeq and is a predicted model, not a curated record. Gene Ontology annotation, molecular function: adenosine deaminase activity. Gene Ontology annotation, biological process: adenosine catabolic process; inosine biosynthetic process.